AAAUCUGUUAACAUUUACACUGACUCUCGCUAUGCUUUUGGGGUUGUACACGAUUUUGGUAUGAUAUGGAAACAACGUGGUUUUGUUUCAGCAGAUGGCAAGACCAUCUCUCAUACAGACCUGAUUAAUGACCUUUUAGAGGCCAUACAACUCCCAAAGGACAUAGUGAUCAUACAUUGCCGUGCACAUACAUACAAGUCUGACCCUAUUUCCUUGGGUAAUGCGCUUGCAGAUAAAAUUGCUAAAGAGGCUGCUUAUGUUUCUCAUACACCCGGAUCCACCAUCCGUAUGUAUGCUGUUUUAGCCCCACCUUCAUGUCCUACAGACCAUAUGCUUCUUGAACUCCAGGGACAUGCCACUCCUAGUGACAUAUCUUUCUGGACUACUAAUGGGUUAACUUUAGAUGAGAAUGGUUUGUUUUCUAAAGAGGGGAAGGUGGGCAUACCGGAAAGCAGUGCACCACUCUUUAUAGCACAAGCCCAUGGUGUUGGACACCUAGGUAUAAAACCAACAACUAACUUGUUGAAGCAAUCUUUCUACAUUAGAGGUAUAGGUGAUCAUUGCAAGGCAUAUAUUAAUAGAUGUGUAUAUUGCUUACAGACCAAUGCAACCCUCCCCAAUAAAGCCCAGCAUGACCACUUACCCCCACCUACAGCCCCAUUCACACAUCUACAAAUUGAUUUUACACAUAUUCCAAAA
Messenger RNA from Bombina bombina (fire-bellied toad), 699 nucleotides. RefSeq lists its product as uncharacterized. Gene Ontology annotation, molecular function: RNA-DNA hybrid ribonuclease activity; nucleic acid binding. The annotation marks the transcript as partial. The record is from RefSeq and is a predicted model, not a curated record. The transcript has a single exon. NCBI's taxonomy places the organism in Eukaryota, Metazoa, Chordata, Amphibia, Anura, Bombinatoridae.